Messenger RNA from Tachyglossus aculeatus (Australian echidna), 1683 nucleotides. It is a transcript of the gene GPX3, whose product is annotated as glutathione peroxidase 3. Gene Ontology annotation, molecular function: glutathione peroxidase activity. The record is from RefSeq and is a predicted model, not a curated record. Lineage: Eukaryota; Metazoa; Chordata; Mammalia; Monotremata; Tachyglossidae. The transcript has 5 exons. Gene Ontology annotation, biological process: response to oxidative stress.
GGGACAACGCGGAGCGCGCGGCAGGCCUCCCUGCCCACCGUCAGAGCAGCCAGAAGGGCAGGAGAGGAGGGCAGGGGCUGUGCCCUCUGCCCCCUGCCCUCUCUGACCCCAUGGCGGGCCCCCUUCGACCCUCCUGGAUCCUCCCCCUGGUCCUGGCUGCCUUCAUCCGGCCAAAUCAGGGCCAGGACAGGCAGAAGACGGACUGCUACAGUGGGGUGAGCGGCACAGUCUAUGAAUACGGGGCACUCACCAUCAACGGAGAAGAAUACAUCCCUUUCAAGCAGUACGUGGGGAAACCGAUCCUCUUUGUCAAUGUAGCCACCUACUGAGGGCUGACCUUGCAGUACCUAGAACUGAAUGCACUACAAGAAGAACUGAAGGCUUAUGGACUUGUCGUCCUGGGCUUCCCCUGCAACCAAUUUGGCAAACAGGAACCUGGGGAGAACUCCGAGAUCCUCCCCGGCCUCAAAUACGUCCGGCCUGGCGGCGGCUUUGUCCCAAACUUCCCGCUCUUUGAGAAAGGGGAUGUGAAUGGGGAGAAAGAACAGAAGGUUUUCACGUUCCUGAAGAAUGCCUGUCCUCCUCCAGCCGAGCUCCUGGGUGACCCCACCCGCCUCUUCUGGUCUCCCAUGAAGACCCAUGACAUCAGAUGGAACUUCGAGAAGUUCCUGGUGGGUCCGGACGGGGUCCCUGUCAUGCGGUGGUACCACCGGGCCACCGUCAGCACGGUCAAGGCGGACAUCGUGAGGUAUCUCAGGAAAUUAAACAACGAGCAGGUGGAGGAAGAAGGACGAUGGAAGAAGUAGAGGCGAGGAAGGACUCCAGCCAGAGGGGAGAGCUCCAACCCAAAUUAUCCCUUCCCGCCCCUCAUCCUGCCCCUCAAUAAUCCACUCUGCAACAUGGCUGUGGACAGGGGAGAGGGUGUACGCACAGACAUUGUUAGCUCACUGGAAUGUCUGUGAAGACACCACCCGUCCACUCCACCUCACAAGUCCCUGCUCCUUUUCCCAACCUGGUCCAGCCCCAGCUUUUCUCAUGGUCUCCUCUCAGAAUUCCCCAUUCCCUCCCUCAAUCCCAUUUGUUUAGAGCUUGUAGUGACCUCUUUCAGCAGGAGCCCUAGUCUGUGGUCAUCUCUCUCUCUUAUUUUUCCCUCCCACCCCUGAGCCAGAGAUGAUCCUUGGGUUCUCUUUCCCCCCAAAUCCUUCCUUAAUGUGAAGCCCGUGGGCCCCAGCAAUGGCACAUUGGACAGAGCUGACCCCGGACCCACCCAUCAUUCUCUUUCCCCACAAGAGGCUGGGGUGGGUGGGUGUGCAUGUGUGAGCCUUCAAGGCUGGCGCUCUCUUCUCUGCUGAACCAUUUCCCCUCUUCGCUCCUCCCCGCACUCUGGAUAUCCUGACCCUCAGGACAGAAGCUGGGUAUGAGAGCAGGGAGUGUGUCCCAGAAUGGGGAGGUGGCAUCAUCAUGACAGCGGGGUCUGAAAGCCCCUCCUGGGUGGACCCCGCCCGAACCCGCUCGGUGGCGGCACGGCCCUUUAGUGCAUUCAGGCCGUGCCCCUGGUCCGAGCAGGGAUGCCGCUUCCCCCGUCCCCGCCUGGGGACACACCCCUCUCCUCUCUUGCCAGUUGCUUGCACGUAGCUUUGUCCCCGUCCAGGCCCAAAAUAAAGAUGUCUCUGCAACACCUGG